Aspergillus ochraceoroseus IBT 24754 is the source of this 835-nucleotide messenger RNA. Its product is annotated as alpha/beta hydrolase. NCBI's taxonomy places the organism in Eukaryota, Fungi, Ascomycota, Eurotiomycetes, Eurotiales, Aspergillaceae. The record is from RefSeq and is a predicted model, not a curated record. The transcript has a single exon. The coding region runs from base 1 to 753 and encodes 250 amino acids.
AUGGCUUCCAAACCUACCAUAAUCCUUGUUCCUGGUGCUUGGCAUAGUCCAGACUGCUAUGAUCGGGUUAUUGAAUAUCUCCAUGAAGCAGGCUACAAGACCGAAAAAGUGCAUCUCCCUUCUGUUGGCCCACCAGAACAUUAUACCGACUUUUCAGCCGAUGUGGCCCACGUACGAAAAUACAUCGAAAAGGCCGUAAACGCCGGCCAGAAGGUUGUGGUGGUUGUCCACUCCUACGGAGGCCUCCCGGGAAACGAAGCCAUAAAGGAUCUUGAUCUCAAAACAAGACAGAGUCGCGGGCUCGAAGGGGGUGUCUCACAUCUAUUCCUCUGUUGCUCCUUUGUGGUUUCAGAAGGAUCAUCGCUGCUAGGUGCCAUCGGAGACACUGAUCCCUCAUGGCUUGAUGUUUCUGAGGAUAAACUUGAGACCAGUUCCAAAAACCCCGUUGAGACUUUUUACAACGACAUGACCGAAGACGAUAUCAAUCAUGCCGUUGCAGCUCUGAAGCCACAUAGCUAUCAGACGUUCAAAAGCAGAUGUACAUUUGCAGCUUGGAAAACGGUACCAACCACGUAUCUUUACUGUCUCCGAGACCAAGCAAUUCCCAUAUCUGCGCAAAGGAUGAUGGUAGAGGAAACCGGCAAGGGAUUUGGAAUAAUGACGGAGACGGUAGAUGCCUCGCAUAGUCCGUUUUAUACAGUGCCAUCUCAGAUGGCAGGAGCCAUCCGACGAGCUGCUGGGGAGAAUGUCUAGGACCAACAGGAACGUAUAAAGGCCACCGCUCAAACGUGUUGUGAUUGAACCUGGUUCCAUAUGCUGGAUAGUAGCCAGAAUG